UCUCCGGUGAACCGGGACGAACCCGCCUCCAGUCCCGCGCACGCUGAGCUGAUGUCCGGCUUCGACCUGGUCCCGGUGGACGGCGGCGGCCCGGUCCACCUGCCGCCGGGGGAGACGGUGCUGGGCAGGGGCCCGUUACUGGGAGUCAGUGAUAAGAGAGUGUCCAGACACCACGGGCUGCUGGAGAACCUGAACGGACAGCUGCGACUCAAACCCACCCACCUGAACCCGUGCUUCUUUCAGUCGUCCUUGACCGACGACCCUCGACCUCUGAAGAGAGACUCCUGGUACCCUCUCCAUCACGGAGACUUCUUCUCUCUGCUGCCGGGGCAGUUCAUCUACAAGGUGGUGGCCGUGGGUGGAGAAGAGAGCACUCCCAGCAACAGUCAGGAAUUUGAAGGAGAAGAAAAGGAGGAAGUUCCCAGUCCUCCAGAGCCGGAUGUGGAACCAGAUCAUCCAGUAAGACCAGACCGAGAACGGACGCCAUCUCACGAGGAGCCGACGUUAGCGGCUCUGUCGAACGAGGAGGAGGAGGAAGGAAGUUUAAAUAAGGGAGACUCAGCUCCUCAGAGGGAAGUGAAGAAUUAUCACAACAACGUUGCUAAGCCUGCAAUCAAGAAAAGAGUUUUACCUGCGUGGAUGAUGGUGGCGGCGGCGGCUCCAAGCAGUUCGUCCUCCAGCCCCAAAGUUCAGUCGACUGUGAAGAGACGUAAAACACCUGCAGCAGCCAAACAGGCCACGCCCACUGUGACCUCUGCACCUGAGGAGGCGGAGCUUAGUGAGAAGGAGGAGGAGGAGAGGCCGAGGAAGAAGAGGAGGAAGGACGUCUCCUCAGAGAAACCAUCAGUCCGGUGUCAGGGCGGAUCCAACAGAUCUGAGGUCAGCGACGAGUCUGACAACUUCACCAUGGAGGUGGAGGAGGAGGGAAAAGGAGGAGAAACGUCCACAGCCGACAGAAACUCCCAGACACCGACAUCUGAAGUCAGCUCUGAGAAGAAGUCGACGAACGGACGACAAACGACUAAACGAGCGGAGUUGAACAGUAGCUCGGCGUCCAAACCUCGACUCAGGACGCCAUGUCCGUACGGGAAGGACUGCUACAGGAAGAACCCGGUCCAUUUCCAGGAGUGCAGUCACCCCGGUGACACCGACUAUGAUGAGGAGGAGGAGGAGGAGGAGGCAGACCGACCUGAGUGUCCCUACGGCACUGACUGCUACAGGAAAAAUCCUCUUCACAGGAAGGAAUUCAAACACACAAAGAAACCAGCUCGCUCCAAACGCACCGUCCCCAAAAAGAGGCCUGAUGACAAUGAAGACGAGGACGAAGACCUCGGGGACGACGACAGCUUCAUUAAUGACGACAGCGAGGACGUGGGCGAUGACUCAGACUACGUCCCUCCUGAGUCAGACGACAGUGGGAAGGAGGACAUCAGACGGCUGCAGGAGGAAGCAAAGGGCUUCCUGAAGAGGAGGAAGUAGACCCGGCUCCCUCGUGUCGUUUGUGUUUGUAGUUUAUUUUUAAAGCUGCUGCACCGAGCGGGAGUUUGUUUUUUAUAUGCACAGAGUUUAAUGAGACUAAAUCACCUGAAGGAGCUGCAGCAGAGACAAACACCAGCUGAGGCCUCGACACAUUCAUUCACACUGUGCUGGAAUGAGUCCAAGAUCUGAUCGAAUCCUUCAGAACUGAGAAAACUACACUACAACUACAUCUCGUUUUGGCACUGAAACGUAUCUGCAGCACCUUGUUUCUAAACAUUUGCCAGUUUCAGUUUGUAUUUUUGUAGAAAAACAUGUUUAUAGUUCUUGAAGUAAAAGGUAUCAGGUAUCAGAACCAGUGUCAAGUCCCUGACGCCUCUGUCGUUUAUUUCAGGUAAUAAAAGUUGAUGAACACCUGUACAGAAGUCGAGGGUGGAGUUAGAUGGAAGUAGGUUCAACUAUUGGACAUUUUAUAUCUCUCCUGCCUCCACAGAAACUCUCAGGGUUUCUUAAACUCUCCUUAAAGUUAAAUAAUAAAGGUAAACAGUGGUUUAAUCACAGCUCAGAGGACCGUCCACAGCUCAAAGGUUUGGAAAACCUCGAAGUAGUUAGAGGACGAUUUUGUAUCAGGGAUAACUAAGUGACUGGGAGUGAUUUUCUUUUCUGCUUCGCAAACAUUUAGACGAUGAUUCACCAGGGUCUCAUUUUCCUAAAAUCACCUAAAGGCUGAGAGGAACCGUAAAAAGUACAAGAAGAAACUGGAAACUCUUAGAAACAAACGUAGAUUAGAUGCAGGAGGAACCAAAAACAUGAUUAAUUUCAGUUUUUAUCCAUUUUCAGUUCAGUCCUCCUCUCUAAUCUGUUCUGGUUUAAAUAACACGUUCCUGGCAGUGAAUUUUCAGGCUUCACUUUUUUUCCUGCAGAUUCAUGGAGUUCAGAGGAACCGUUAUAUUUCAGGGUUAAUGUGAGACUCAGAGUAACAUCUGUCUCAGGCAGCAGACGAGUCAACAUCUGAACCAACUCUCGCUCAGGAACAGUCAUGAAGCUGUUUUUACCAAACCCUCUAGAAAACCCUCUGACCUUCUUGGACUGAUCGUUACUGAUGAACGAGGUUCUGGUCUCAGCCUCUCGUCUGUUUACUGACAUCGGCUCACAACAUUUCUGACUUUGUUUUUUUUCCUCUCUUUUGAACUUACUUCCAGCUGCUGCUGUUUUUGCAGGCGUCGUCAUGACAACCACAAACUAAACAACUGGUUGUAAAACUUGAGGUUGUUUAAAGGAACACGUCUCUGAAAAUCUGUCCGGCUGCAGCUUUAGAUGAAGAAAUGUUCCUGCAUUGUUUGCUCUGAGUUUGUGUUUUAGCAACUGGGACAAACCACUAAAUCUAAACUGGGAAUCCUGUGGAAAUAUUCCAGCAGUGGUUUAAUCCAGGAUGGAGCAGGAACAUAUUAGAUUUGAAGCUUCAUUGGUUUUAAUUCAUUUGUUCUUGUACAUAUGUAAAAAAUAGUUUUAGGAGUUUUAGGAGCAGGUUUCUUAUGAUUCUUACUCUGUCUGUCUCUGACUGUUUCUUCUUGUUUAAAUACAUCUGAUGAAAAUGAA
Lates calcarifer (barramundi perch) is the source of this 3075-nucleotide messenger RNA. It is a transcript of the gene aplf, whose product is annotated as aprataxin and PNKP like factor. Lineage: Eukaryota; Metazoa; Chordata; Actinopteri; Centropomidae. Gene Ontology annotation, biological process: double-strand break repair. Gene Ontology annotation, molecular function: protein binding; 3'-5' exonuclease activity; DNA-(apurinic or apyrimidinic site) endonuclease activity. Bases 52 to 1479 code for a protein of 475 amino acids. The record is from RefSeq and is a predicted model, not a curated record. Gene Ontology annotation, cellular component: site of double-strand break; nucleus. The transcript is spliced from 10 exons.